AUGAAGGCCUCUGUGUCUCUUCUUUUGCUGUCAGCCGCCAGCAUGGCGAGCGCUGCCCUGUCUUUCUCCCAGUGCGCACAAAUGUGCCUCGAUAACAUGAAAGCCAAGGCUGGCGAGCUUGGCUGCUCUGCCGGCGACAAUAACUGUCUCUGCUCAAAAGUCAACUACGGAUAUGGUAUCCGUGAUUGCACUACCGAGGCCUGCCCUGGCGACAAUGCCGCCGCUGUCCUAUCCAGCGCUCUUUCCUCUUGCCCUAGUGACUCUGCAGCUGUCACUGCCACAGGAGCUGGUGGCUCUGGCUCUGGCUCUGGCUCCGGCUCCGGCUCUGGCUCUGGCUCCGGCUCUGGCUCGGGCUCUGGUUCUAACUCAGGCUCUGGCUCGGGCUCUGGUUCUGGCUCUGGUUCUGGCUCUGGUUCUGGCUCUGGUUCUGGCUCUGGUUCUGGCUCCGGCUCUAACUCUGGUUCUGGCUCUGGUUCUAACUCUGGCUCUGGCUCUGGCACUGGCACUGGCACUGGCUCUGCCUCUUCCACCGCUACUAGCACCGCUACCGGCAGCGGCAACGGCACGACUGGUGGUGCUGGUGCUGGAGCUGGAGCCUCCUCCACUGGCACCAACCCUUCGGGAACUGGCGCUACUACCUCUGGAGCGAACCCCUCCAACACUGGUGCCGCUACCACAGAAACGACAAUGACUACUACUACUACUAGCGGCUCUGAGAACAGCUCCUCCACUGGCAGCAGUUCCUCCGGGACUGGAGCUGGUAGCGGCUCUUCCACCUCUACCGGCUCUGGUUCCGGCUCCGGCUCCACUUCCACUACUGCCCCCAACAGCUCGUCCACUGGCAACGUUGCCCCUCGCGGCGCUGUCGUUGGUUCCGGUGCCGUCGGAGCCCUGGCCCUCGCUGCCUUGGUCAUCCUCUAA
Molecule: messenger RNA, 921 nt
Organism: Aspergillus lentulus
Lineage: Eukaryota; Fungi; Ascomycota; Eurotiomycetes; Eurotiales; Aspergillaceae
Product: CFEM domain-containing protein
Source: RefSeq, a predicted model, not a curated record